Melopsittacus undulatus (budgerigar) is the source of this 1208-nucleotide messenger RNA. RefSeq names its product upstream transcription factor 1 (gene USF1). Gene Ontology annotation, biological process: regulation of transcription by RNA polymerase II. The transcript is spliced from 11 exons. The record is from RefSeq and is a predicted model, not a curated record. The coding region runs from base 179 to 1168 and encodes 329 amino acids. Lineage: Eukaryota; Metazoa; Chordata; Aves; Psittaciformes; Psittaculidae. Gene Ontology annotation, molecular function: DNA-binding transcription factor activity, RNA polymerase II-specific; RNA polymerase II cis-regulatory region sequence-specific DNA binding; protein dimerization activity.
GGCACCGGCGCCGCUUCCGCCCGGGCCCGCGAUGGCGGCGCGGCGGCACCGUGCGCAUGUGCGGGGCUCCAUGGCGAGACAAGGGGCCGAGCGCGCGCAGGGCGGCCCGGCGCGGACAGGGCUGUGAAGUCGGAGCCUCCUCUGCGAUUGCCCCGCGGAUGCGCCUCGGAGCAGAGCGAUGAAGGGGCAGCAGAAAGCAGCCGAGACGGAAGAGGGAACGGUGCAGAUCCAGGAAGGUGCAGUGGCCACAGGGGAGGAUCCCACCAGCGUCGCCAUUGCCAGCAUCCAGUCUGCAGCCACCUUCCCCGACCCCAACAUCAAGUAUGUGUUCCGCACGGAGAACGGCGGCACGCAGGUGAUGUACAGGGUGAUCCAAGUGGCCGACGGGCAGCUGGACGGGCAGACGGAGGGCACCAGCGCCAUCAGCGGUUACCCUGCCGCCCAGUCCAUGACCCAGGCCGUCAUCCAGGGCGCCUUCACCAGCGAGGAUGCGGUGGAGACGGAGGCCACGGCCACCGAGACCCAUUACACCUACUUCCCUGCCGUGGCCGACACCAGCACCGCAGCCGGCGCCGGCACCACGGCCACGGCCGUCGUCACCACGCAGAACUCGGAGGCCCUCUUAGGGCAGCCGACCCCGACGGGGCAGUUCUUUGUGAUGAUGUCGCCGCAGGAGGUGCUGCAGGGGGGCCCGCAGAGAUCCAUCGCCCCCCGUGCGCACCCCUACUCCCCGGCUGGGAUGGAGCCGGAUCCUCACCGGGAUCACCGGGACCGACGCCGCCGGUGUUCCCCCAGGAAGUCGGAGGCACCGCGAGCCACGCGGGACGAGAAGCGCCGGGCACAGCACAACGAAGUGGAGCGCCGGCGCCGGGACAAGAUCAACAACUGGAUCGUGCAGCUCUCCAAGAUCAUCCCCGACUGCUCCAUGGAGAACACCAAGUCAGGGCAGAGCAAGGGGGGGAUCCUGUCCAAGGCCUGCGACUACAUCCAGGAGCUGCGGCAGAGCAACCAUCGGCUCUCCGAGGAGCUGCAGGGCCUCGACCAGCUCCAGAUGGACAACGAGGUCUUGCGGCAGCAGGUUGAGGACCUGAAGAACAAGAACCUGAUCCUGCGGGCGCAGCUCCGCCAGCACGGGGUGGAGAUCGUCAUCAAGAACGACACCCACUGACGGGGGGGGCACACGGGGAACACCCCCCCCAACACCCCCC